AUGGUCAAAGUUACGCGUAAAAUAAAUCAAGGAGCAACCUUGCGACAAGCAACACGUCUAAAUAUUAGCAAGAAAGUUUUUGGAAACAUUUUGAGCUUACCAAAUCUUCAUAUUCUUCGCCAUUUACCUGAAAUUGCGAUCAAUUUUGGAACAUUAAUUAAUACAAAUAAGAGAGUAAUUUUACAUACUAAUAAAAAAGACAUUUCAAUGGAUCUUUCAAGACGGGACAAUACUCUUCAAACUGUGAGAUAUCUAUUGGAUGGUGGUUUAGAUUCAAGGUACAAUGAAGUUAAUAAUUUAUUCACUAACAUUGCAUAUGAUACGAAAAUUUCAUCUAAUCAUUCUAAUUUUCAAAAUAUUCAAGUUCGUGGAUUAUGGAAAUCAUCUAAAAUUCAAAAUCAAGGUUUAUCAGCCACUCUUUCAGCCGAAAAUUUAUUGACUGAAUUCACACGAGUUUAUAAGGAAUUAUAUAAUAAUAAUGGUAUUAUUAUUCAGCGUCAUAUUAACUAUUAUGAUUCUAUUCAAUUCAUUGUACGUUCAAAAACUGAUAGCUAUACUAAUAUUAUAUUGCGAGUUGGUGAAGCAAUUGAUGUAGAAGAUAUUGAUAGUCUUGGUGAACGAUCUUAUGCAUUAAUCAGAGCAAUUAUAACUCAUAAAGAUGAUUAUGGACGUAUUAAUCCCUUUCUCCUAGUCAAUUGGUUCUAUAAAAAUGGUAAUGUUGAUCCUGCAACAGGCCUUCCCAUUUACUGCUUGCAAGAAAGUGAUGAUAAUUUAUGGUUUCAUCUUCACCCGUUAAUAAUUGUUGAUCAGCAACCCAGAGUACACUUCGUACACAGAUGUACAGGUCUUUGUUCAGAAGGAUUACAGAUGGUGAUCAAAAGUAUGCGGACAUUUUUUAAAAUAAAAAUUUCAUAUAAAAUAAUAUAA
Messenger RNA from Rhizophagus irregularis DAOM 181602=DAOM 197198, 927 nucleotides. RefSeq lists its product as uncharacterized. Lineage: Eukaryota; Fungi; Glomeromycota; Glomeromycetes; Glomerales; Glomeraceae. The record is from RefSeq and is a predicted model, not a curated record.